AUGACAUUAUUUGAACUUACCGAUAGGCUAAAAAAGACCAUUGCAGAAUCCCUGUUUAGCCCAAAUGCAAAGGAGAAACUAAUUCUGCUGGAAUACAUAAGUCACCGAGAGUUAGUAAACUUUUACCAAGCAUGCCAUCCCACACCAUCAUUAUUGUCAUUGAUCAGGCAAACAAAGCUACAUAUACCACUGUAUGAGACUUAUAAACAACCAAAAACCAAAGAGUUCUUGCAGAUGAUGGAGAGACUACGUCUCGAAGCACAAGAAUCGGAGUACAAGAAGUUGAUAAAUCCCGCACCUGAACACACCACGUUGUAUGAUACCACCAAUCAAGAAUACGUAUCGCCAGUUCAAGCUCACAAGGAAUUGAAAAAUCAAUUGACAACCAUUGUCAAUGUUUUCAUUAGUGUUGGUAGUGUAUCAUAUGCUGUGUGGUAUUGGACAGCGUCUAGUUGGAGAUUGAGAGAUAGUUAUCGUGUAUUGUUGACGGUGUUUUUUGGAUUGUUGGUAUUGGUAGCUGAAGUAGUGGUAUACAUGGGAUACUUGAAUAAGAUUGAAGAAGCUAGACAAAAGGAAUAUAAGAAAACAGAAGUAAAGAAAGUAAUCAAGUCAUACAACUUAAUAGGAGAGGAGAAAUAG
Lodderomyces orthopsilosis Co 90-125 is the source of this 639-nucleotide messenger RNA. RefSeq names its product Vph2p (gene VPH2). The record is from RefSeq and is a predicted model, not a curated record. Lineage: Eukaryota; Fungi; Ascomycota; Pichiomycetes; Serinales; Debaryomycetaceae. Gene Ontology annotation, cellular component: endomembrane system. Bases 1 to 639 code for a protein of 212 amino acids. Gene Ontology annotation, biological process: vacuolar proton-transporting V-type ATPase complex assembly. The transcript has a single exon.